ACGGCUGUCCAGAGGUUAGAAGUGAACCGCUUAGCCAGCCCUUCACUCCCUGGCCUCCCUUGUCUUUCUGGCUUCAUCAUCUGUAUUCUUCCCCUCUCCUCCUCCCCUCACGAUGCCUCCCCUGUGACAUCGUGACUCCACCAAUACUCAACUUCCAGUUGCCAGAACAUGCCCUGUGCUUUCCCGUCUGCAGCCCUGGCGGAGUCUUCUGUCUGUGGGCCCACCCUUCCUUGAGCUCCUGCAAAUACAGAUGAGCCCAGCUCCUCUCUGAAGAUUCCCCUGAUGCGUGCAACUCCCAGCGUGCUCUGUAGGCAGCUUUAAUAGCCUAAGUCUCUCUGCGGUGGUCAUUUGUUUAACUUGCCAGUGCGUUUGUCUAGACUCUAAGCCCCUUGAGGGUCAGGCCCAGGGCUUAGUUAUACCUACAUCCAGAACAGACUGAGGUCGAUUUACCCUGCCACUGGGGGGGACAACCUGGGUCCAGUGAGGUUAAUCAGUCUUCCCAAGGUCGGGUCUGCUGACCCCACUAAUCAGCUUGAGCCUCCUAAUCCGUCGCCAGCAGGAGCCUCAGGAUGGACCGCAGGGGCUUGGGAGAGCUGGCAGGGGCCAUCUUGGCCCUUUUCCUGCAGACCCGGUCUGGAGGGGAUGGGGCAGCUGAGCCAUGUGCACUACCCUCUUCCUGCUCAGCACCUUGGCCAUGCUCUGGCGCCGCCGAUUCGCCAACAGGGUCCAACCAGAGCCCAGUGGGGUAGAUGGAGCAGUUAUGGGCAGCAGCUUGGAAACAGACCUCCAGUCCUCAGGCAGAGAGAAAGAACCUCUGAAGUAAGCCCUCGCCUCUUCAGGCGGAGCUCAGCCCCAGGGCCCGGGAUCAGCUGGCAGCUCACAUCCUGGUGUGCCCCCCACCCCCGAAGGACGCCGUGGCGGAAGGAGCUGCAGGAGGGAGACUGGGGAAAGCAGCUGUUGAGAAGACCUUCCGCUCUUGCUGGGAAACGGGCCUCACGGAUACAAGAUGGCUUCGGUGGUCUCAGGCAUCUCCUCACGAUGUCCCAAAGCCGGAAGAGAGGCUACUGUUAUUAAAAACUAGAAAACGUUCCCAAACCUGGCAGAACUGCGCCGCAGACCCUUUCCUGAAACCAUUCCUGGCAAAGGGAAUAGCUUUCUAUGGCCGACUAAUCAAGAUGCACUCCUUUGGGCAGGGCAGGGGCUUGCCCAGUAGCUCUGCUGUUUGUAAGACGGAGGAAGGACAGCUGCAGGACUAAGAGUGCCUGCCACACGGGUGAACUUCCCGGGAUAUCACUGGUGCAACUGCUCCCAUUUAAGCAGCCAGCUGCUUGGGCUAUACCUACCCUCCUCAUGU
This is a messenger RNA of Balaenoptera ricei (Rice's whale), 1354 nucleotides long. It is a transcript of the gene PRCD, whose product is annotated as photoreceptor disc component. Gene Ontology annotation, molecular function: opsin binding. The record is from RefSeq and is a predicted model, not a curated record. The transcript has 5 exons. The coding region runs from base 659 to 823 and encodes 54 amino acids. NCBI's taxonomy places the organism in Eukaryota, Metazoa, Chordata, Mammalia, Artiodactyla, Balaenopteridae. Gene Ontology annotation, cellular component: photoreceptor outer segment membrane.